Exophiala bonariae is the source of this 2379-nucleotide messenger RNA. RefSeq lists its product as uncharacterized. Gene Ontology annotation, biological process: response to nutrient; branched-chain amino acid catabolic process. The transcript is spliced from 8 exons. The record is from RefSeq and is a predicted model, not a curated record. Gene Ontology annotation, molecular function: metallopeptidase activity. Bases 1 to 2379 code for a protein of 792 amino acids. NCBI's taxonomy places the organism in Eukaryota, Fungi, Ascomycota, Eurotiomycetes, Chaetothyriales, Herpotrichiellaceae.
AUGAUUGAUAUGGCAAGCAAGAUUAAGGGCCAUGUCGAUUUCAAUGAACCAGUUGCCAUUGACUUCUUCGGCGAUCCAAGCAAAAACGGUCCCUACCAGGACAGAAUCAGAGGGAACAUCGAAGGAGUCUCGGAUUCUGGGUGGCAAAAUGAAGACAGCCCCCAAGUUCGCAUUGCUUGUGCUGGGCGGCCCGACCCCGAUGCUAAAGGGGAUCAGUGUCUACCUGGUGUCGCCCAAGAAGAUAUCCACAAAUGUGACAGCAGGUGCUGGCGGUUCGUCAACCAGGGAGGACGCAUCUCGUACAUUCCUAGCGGAGUCGAUGCCUUCACUCAAAAACCCAAAAGAGGCGAGGUUUCUGCCAGAAUGUCGUUCUGUCCAGACUGGUUCUCAGUCCGCAAACCAUGUUUAGACAGAUUCAACCAGUGGAAGGACCUUAAACUCUCCCGGCGUGAUCUGACCAACUACGCAUGCCGAGAGCAGUCAAUGGUUCACGAGCUGUUCCAUGUUGACGCACACUGGCAGAAAGUAAGAAAGGUCCUGAAGAAGGCAUAUGGCCCGUAUUACACCAAGGUCUUUGCACGUCUCGACAAAACAUUCGAAGACGGAAAGCAGGUUGCGAAAAAUGCUGACAACCUUGCGUAUUACUUUCUCGCCCAAUGGCUGGAGCUAACGGGAGGUUAUCGGAUCGACCUGCCUGAUAUUGGCGCUGAUAAGCCAUGGGAGAGAGAUCACGACGAGUUACGCAAGCGACAAGAUCAAUUUGACGUCGAACCUCAGCCCGAUGACGGAGCCACAGAUAACAUCUGGGAUCCUUUGAAGAUUGAGAAUGGCGAGGUCACCGUGGGCGAUCUCAACGACCUCGCAUAUGUCUUCCGGGUUGGCUCCAAAGAGGAAGCGAUGCAGUUUGCCGAUGCUGAAAGCUUACCAUGCACCGACCUCAUCGACACUGGUGAAACAGAAGAGAACCUGAUCUGCAACGACGAGGACAACGCCCCUGUUGAGCUGGAUGGCUCCACUAACGUCCUGCCCAACGCUCAACCCGGGCAAGGCGGGCUUCCUGGCGGGGAUCCAAGUAGUCCAACUAGUUUCCCAACUUCACCUGGCUCGGACAAUUUACCUCAGCCGACAGCGCCGCCGCCAUCACCACCGCCGCCUCAAGAACCCGACACGAACUCACCUGCAUUCGCAGCUUGUGGGAACAAGCUCGGCGCGAGCUCCUGCCCCGGUUCAGACAAACAGUGCCUCAUUGACCAGUAUCAGAUCCAGGCACGGCACGCCAGUCAAGCAACGGGAGGCUAUCUGAACAAACCCAUAGACUUCAAAAAAACUUCAGUCUUACACCAGUCACAAGCCAGUGUCAGAACAGCUUAUGGUCUCCCUCAAGAUGCCCCCGUCGACAUGCUUAAUCUUCACGGUGCCAUCAACUCUUCUCUCCACCACGCACUGAAGUCCGACGAAAGCGUCAUCCUCUUCGGAGAAGAUGUAGCUUUUGGUGGUGUCUUCAGGUGUUCAAAAGGCCUCGCCGAUGAGUUUGGGGCAAGCCGUGUUUUCAAUACCCCAUUGACCGAGCAAGGUAUUGCCGGGUUCGCCAUUGGCUGUGCUGCCGAAGGCAUGAAACCUGUUGCCGAAAUCCAAUUUGCCGACUAUGUGUAUCCUGCGUUUGACCAGCUUGUCAAUGAGGCUGCCAAAUUCAGAUAUCGCGAAGGUGGCACCGGUGGCCACUGUGGAAAUCUUGUUGUUCGGAUGCCUUGCGGAAGUGUUGGCCAUGGUGCCCUAUACCAUUCCCAAAGUCCGGAGUCACUCUUUACCCACAUUCCAGGUCUCCGAGUCAUUAUGCCCAGGUCCCCAUCUCAAGCAAAAGGUCUUCUCACAGCCGCUAUACUCGAAUCCAAGGAUCCAGUAAUCUUCAUGGAGCCCAAGAUUCUCUACCGAACCGCGGAAGAAUUCACCCCACGAGAUUCCUACACAAUUCCCCUGGAUAAAGCUGAAGUGGUCAAAAAAGGCAAAGACUUGACAGUAAUUUCUUAUGGACAGCCAAUGUACCUAUGUGCUGCAGCCAUUGAUGCCCUCGAGAAAGAAGUCAAAGGUCUCAGCAUUGAAUUGGUCGACCUGAGAGCAAUCUAUCCCUGGGAUCGAGCUACUAUCAUGGAGAGUGUCAACAGAACAGGUCGUGCUGUGGUGGUGCAUGAAAGUAUGUUGAACGCUGGUGUGGGGGCUGAGAUUGCUGCAAGUAUUCAAGAAUCGGCCUUUCUCAGGCUAGAGGCACCUGUUGCCAGGGUCACCGGUUGGAGUACUCAUGUUGGGUUGAUCUAUGAGAAGUUCAACAUUCCGGAUGUUACAAGAAUAUACGAUGCGAUAAAACGAACACUGGAGUACUAA